Molecule: messenger RNA, 1527 nt
Organism: Zerene cesonia (dogface butterfly)
Lineage: Eukaryota; Metazoa; Arthropoda; Insecta; Lepidoptera; Pieridae
Product: myrosinase 1-like
Exons: 10
Coding region: 1-1527 (508 amino acids)
Biological process (GO): carbohydrate metabolic process
Molecular function (GO): beta-glucosidase activity
Source: RefSeq, a predicted model, not a curated record
AUGCGGAACUCGGUUAUCAUGUUGGUGUGUCUUCUAACUACUUUCAGUGUCCUGCAUUUUCCUCAACUAGCGGCCUCUCGAUACAGCAACUAUACGUUUCCAGACAAUUUCAUGUUUGGGGUUGCUUCGGCUGCAUUUCAAAUAGAAGGAGGGUGGAAUGCCGGAGGAAGAGGAGAAAGUGUUUGGGACACGUAUUUACAUGAGCACCCUGAUUUCACCGCUGACAACUCUAAUGGUGACAUAGCAGCUGACUCAUACAAUAAAUAUAAACAAGACGUAAUUAUGGUGGAAUCACUAGGAGUAAAGUAUUACCGGCUUUCUAUAUCAUGGUCACGUAUAUUGCCAAGGGGAACAGACAACUACGUGAAUAAGGAAGGCGUAAAUUAUUACCGCUCAUUGUUUAAGGAACUUCUAAAAGCCAAUAUAACACCGGUGGUAACUCUUUUCCAUUUCGACUUACCAACACCUUUCAUGGAUUUAGGAGGAUGGACUAAUCCAGUUAUGGUCGAUUACUUCGAAGACUACGCACGGAUAGUAUUUACUCUCUUUGGAGAUCUCGUUAAACUAUGGAAUACGAUAAAUGAGCCUCAUGUCUACUGCUUGCACGGGUAUGGCAGUGAUUACUUUGUUCCUGUGCUAAACUUUCCCGGAAUAGCGGAUUAUUUGUGUUCCCACUAUUUACUACUGGGCCACAGUCGGGUUUAUCAUCUUUACGAUAAACACUUCAGACCACAUCAAAAAGGUAAAAUCUUUUUAACUUGCGAAGCAUUUUAUGCUGAGCCCAAAGACAAAAACAACAUAACUGAUGUUGAAGCUGCCGAACGAGUUCUUCAAUUGAGACUAGGGCUGUAUGCACACCCUGUAUUUUCUGAAAACGGUGAUUAUCCAGAAACAGUCCGCAAAAGAAUAAAUGAACUUAGUAUUAUUCAAGGAUAUAAAAGAUCCAGGUUACCGGUCUUUACUCAAGAAGAAAUAAAACUAUUAAAGGGGAGCUCUGAUUUCUUCGGAAUUAAUCACUAUACAUCUGCGCUGAUGUCUUCUUGCCCGAUGCAAGAGAAUUGGCCCGUGCCAUCAAUAGACCACGAUUUAGGAGUUUUCAUGGAGACAGACCCUAGCUGGCCUAUUUAUGCAUCUGACUGGCUAGCGGUUUAUCCACCAGGCUUUAGAAAACUGCUCAGUUGGAUAACAAAAAACUACGGUACGAAAAUUCCAAUAAUUGUUACGGAAAAUGGAAUGUCCGAUUAUGGUGGUAUAAAUGACUAUAAUAGAGUAUCGUAUUUUAACGAAUAUUUAGAACAAUUGCUUCUAGCUAUAUACGAGGAUGGCUGCAAUGUAAUUGGAUACUUCGCUUGGAGCCUAAUGGAUGAUUUUGAAUGGAGGGAUGGCUAUUCCGUCAAAUUUGGACUCUUUCAUGUGGAUUUUGACAGCCCCGAGAGAUCUCGAACUCCCAAACUGUCAGCGAUCAACUUUCGUGAAAUUGUUCGCACGAAACGAAUCAAUUUUGAUUAUUUAAAAAGGCCAGAGUGA